AUGCAGCUGGGGGAGCAGCUCUUGGGCAGCGCGGCCAGCCUGCCCGGCGCCCCCUUUUACCCGCUGGACGGCGCGGGCGGACGCGGCGGCGGCGGCGGCUCCUCCGCGCGCCACUUGGGCUCCGGGUCGCCGCCGCCGCGCCUCGACUUGGAGAAGGGCCCGAAGAAGUUCGGCGCGGCCGCGGGGCCGGCGGUGACAGCGGGCCUGCUGGGCGACGCGGAGGCGGCGGGCGAGACGGCGCCCUUCGCCGCGGCCGCCGGCCAGGUGCCCGCCAAGGCGGCCCAGGCGCCGGACGGCGCGCGCAAGGGCUCGCCGUGCCCGGCGGAGGAGGAGGCGCUGCCCCCGGCGCCCGCGCCCGCGCGCUACGCGCUGGACGGCCUGAGCCCCGAGCGCUACUACCUGCAGUCGCCCGGCCCGCAGGCGGGGGCCGAGCUGGGCGGCCCGUGCGCCCUCUUCCCGUACGCGGGAGCGGCCGGCGGCGCCCAGCCCGGCUCCAUGUACCAGGCGCCGGGCGGGGCGCGCUACCCCUACGGCUCGGUGCUGUCGCCGCCGGGGAGCUUCUCCGCGGCGGCCGGCAGGACGUCCUUCCCGGCCGGCGCGUACCAGUACGGCCAAGGGGGCCCUCCGGGCGGCCUCUACAGUCCGUACCCGCCGCCGGCGGCGGCGGGCUCCUGCGGCGGACUGGGGGGCCUGGCGAUGCCCGGGGGGGCGGCCGGGCUCCGCGCCCAGGUCUUCCUCUGCAACCGCCCCCUCUGGCUCAAGUUCCACCGGCACCAGACCGAGAUGAUCAUCACCAAGCAGGGCAGGCGGAUGUUUCCUUUCCUGAGUUUCAACAUCACAGGCCUCAACCCCACAGCCCACUACAAUGUCUUUGUGGAGGUGGUGCUGGCAGAUCCCAACCACUGGCGCUUCCAGGGGGGGAAAUGGGUGACCUGUGGCAAAGCGGACAACAAUAUGCAAGGCAACAAAGUUUAUGUUCAUCCUGAAUCUCCCAACACCGGAGCCCACUGGAUGAGGCAGGAAAUUUCCUUUGGAAAACUGAAACUCACGAAUAACAAAGGGGCCAAUAAUAAUAAUACCCAGAUGAUAGUUCUGCAGUCUCUGCACAAAUACCAGCCUCGUCUUCAUAUAGUAGAAGUGACCGAAGAUGGUGUGGAGGAUAUUAAUGACUCAUCUAAGACACAGACAUUUAACUUUCCUGAAACUCAGUUCAUAGCUGUUACUGCAUAUCAGAACACUGAUAUCACACAGCUUAAAAUUGAUCAUAAUCCCUUUGCAAAAGGCUUUCGGGACAACUAUGAUUCCAUGUACACAGCUUCUGAAAAUGACAGAUUAACUCCAUCUCCCACGGAUUCUCCUAGAUCCCACCAGAUUGUCCCAGGAGCCCGGUACAGCGUACAACCCUUCUUCCAGGAACAAUUUGUCAACAACCUGCCUCCAGCUAGAUUCUAUAAUGGGGAAAGGACUGUACCUCAGACAAAUGGCCUCCUCUCUCCUCAACAGAACGAAGAGGUGACCAAUCCUCCUCAGAGGUGGUUUGUUACUCCAGUUCAGCAGCCUGGGGCCAACAAACUGGACAUGAACUCCUAUGAAACUGAUUAUUCUCCUAGUACUUUACUUCCAUAUGGUAUCAAAUCCCUUCCCCUUCAGACAUCCCAUGCUCUGGGAUAUUACCCUGAUCCAACGUUCUCCUCCAUGGCAGGAUGGGGGAGCAGAGGCUCUUACCAGCGGAAAGUGUCUACUGGCUUACCUUGGACCUCCAGAACGAGCCCUCCAGGUUUCUCUGAAGACCUGAUUUCUAAGGAAAAGGUUAAAGAAGAAAUGGGCUCAUCCUGGAUAGAGACCCCACCCUCCAUAAAGUCUCUAGAUUCAAAUGAUUCUGGAGUCUACACUGGUGCUUGUAAAAGGCGGCGAAUCUCCCCAAGUACGUCCAGCAAUGAAAAUUCUCCAACAAUGAAGUGUGAGGACAUUAAUGCUGAGGACUAUGGCAAAGACACUUCUAAAGGCAUGGGUUACUACGCAUUCUAUACCAGUUCUUAAUGUGCUAAGUACUGGUCUCAUGUUAAAACUUGACUGUCUGUAAUUUCAGUGGUGGUGCAGAGUCCUCUGGCAUAAACACUGCCAAAGGAACUCUUACCUUCCACCGUUUUGACAAUGUACUUGUGCAAUUCUAUAGAAGGUGCCAAAGUUUUGACUGAUUUCUGCAGGUAAAAAGGGAAGAAACAGGGUAGCACUAAAAGGAACCAUGGUCUCUUUCCUCCCCCCUACCAAGAAGAUGUGAGGGAGGGUCUAGGCAGACUGGAGGAAAGGUGGGGUGUUAAAGAUGUAUAGUUUGGCCAAUGGGUAAGUGCUGUGCACUACCAAGCUAUUUCAAGGUUCCCGGAGUGAGGGAAGAGCAGGUGCUUCUUGAAUAAAUUCCUACCCUAUUGGAUUUGUUAUCACUGCUAAAGAGUGGACAUAUUCCAAACAGAGGGUUUUUCUAUGGAGGCAUUUCUUACGAAAUACGCAAGAACCAAAAAUCAAACUCUUCCUUUAAUGAUAAAACCUUGCUUUGUCCUGUCUUAGGAGACUCUAAAUGUCUUGGCAGAAAGUUAUGGCAGUGAAGGAAUCCUACAAAGGUAGCAAAAAACAAACACAAAAACCAGUAUUAUGUACAGCUCUGUGUCUAGGUAUAUUGUAGACUAUGACAAAGCAUUCUGUUAUAGUUGUAGUCAUGGCAGUGCAGUUGGGUGUCUGAAGCUGGUGUGUGUUGGGAGUUCUUUAUUUAAACAACUUCUAAUCUGACAGUGGCCACUGAAGCUGAGAGUACAUCAAAAUAUCUAUUUAUUGGUAGGUGGUGAAUGUAUUUUUCAGCUGUUCUAAAUGGAAAGUGUGUUGUAACUCCUGUUGCUCCGUCUGUAAAUACUCUUAUCAGAUGAUGUUGAGGUGGCAAAAGACUAAAGCAAAGCAUUAGUUUUAU
Varanus komodoensis (Komodo dragon) is the source of this 2959-nucleotide messenger RNA. It is a transcript of the gene EOMES, whose product is annotated as eomesodermin. Gene Ontology annotation, biological process: mesoderm formation; positive regulation of DNA-templated transcription; CD8-positive, alpha-beta T cell differentiation involved in immune response. The coding region runs from base 1 to 2040 and encodes 679 amino acids. The transcript is spliced from 6 exons. Gene Ontology annotation, cellular component: nucleus. Gene Ontology annotation, molecular function: DNA-binding transcription factor activity, RNA polymerase II-specific; RNA polymerase II cis-regulatory region sequence-specific DNA binding. Lineage: Eukaryota; Metazoa; Chordata; Lepidosauria; Squamata; Varanidae. The record is from RefSeq and is a predicted model, not a curated record.